This is a messenger RNA of Rhizophagus irregularis DAOM 181602=DAOM 197198, 3871 nucleotides long. RefSeq lists its product as uncharacterized. The record is from RefSeq and is a predicted model, not a curated record. NCBI's taxonomy places the organism in Eukaryota, Fungi, Glomeromycota, Glomeromycetes, Glomerales, Glomeraceae.
GCAGUAAUUUAACUUUCUUAACUAUUAUGCCGUUUGUAGAAUAUUUCAAAAACGAUAUUUUGUGUGCUUUAUCAGCUCUUGAGGAAAAAGAUUUUAACACGCAAGAAAGUCGCGACUAUCUUGUGUCUGUCUUAACACAACUUAUAAAUUCCACAAGCGAUUUAGAAACCAACAAGUUUGUUCUUACUUCGCUUUUGUUUAAAAUAUGGCAACAACAUAAAUGUUAUGCAGAUCAAUUGGACUAUAAUAUUCUUAAAGUAAAUUAUGAAUUGAGUACAGGCCUUUAUUUAGAAUUGAUAGAAAAGUUAAAUAUGGAAAACGAAUUCAGAAAAUUAUUAUAUUCAAUUCCACAGCUGACAGUUCAAAGAGUUGUUGAGAAUGUAAUAUAUUCAAAUCCAUCAUAUGGUUUUAGAAUUGUUUAUGAUCCAGCUUUAAAUGUGUGCAAUAGUCAUAAUGGCCAAAAUAGAUCAGAAUUGAUUUCAAGCUUAUUGCAAAUGAUUGUAGAAUACGAUAACGUGAUUAAAACAAAUGAUCAACUUCUUGUUGAAUUGUUUCAAUCUACCGCAAGACACGUUGAAAGCCAUUUGAACUCCAAUUCGCCCCUGCGUCGAAAACCUGUUGCUUCACAAAAUUCAGAAAUUAUUCCGAAUAAUGUGGAAAUGAACUAUUUUUUUUCGACUUUUUAUUAUCCUGAUUUAAAUUUCCAAGCAAAGUCGCAUCUAAAGCGCGCUUAUCAAACGGUUAAAUCAAAAAGCACACAAUUCGAAAAUACUUCAAAGUCAAUUGAAAGUUUAUAUGCAAAUUCACAACGAACUCCUAGAGAUAAUAAACAUCUCUAUCAAUUGCUAUGCAUAUUUGACUAUCUUGCGUUCGUCGUUUGUAAGGAUGAACAACAAGCUUAUCAAAUCAAUCCUUUAAUGAAAUUGGCAAUGCGCCGAGUAAUCUUGCGGCUCAAAGAAGCAGAUAUAAUCAGCACUUUAAGUUCACUUAAUAAGAUAUAUUCCAAUGAAAACAAAUCAAUUGACAAUCUCCUAGAAUAUAUUGAUUCUGAACCACAAAAAACGCCUUCGAAUUUGGAGUUUCGAUCAAAAAGGAUAGUUCAACGUUUGCGAGAAGAUAAAUCAGAAUAUCAAAAUGUAACUUUCCUGAAAGUAUCUUUUCGUAUGAAUUCAACAAGUGAUGAACCUUUAAAUAAGCAUGAAGAGGCAUUUAUCACGAUUUGUCAUUCUUUGCGACAAAAUCUUGAUUACGACAUAUCAUUUGCCAAUCGGAUCGAUGGUUCUGAGUUGACUUUCAAAUUAAGCAUGAUAUUAGAGAGUUUAACAAAGAAAGAUCUGUCCAAUUAUUGUCAUUGGGUGGUAAAUUCUAUUAGAUUCCGGCGUCUUGGAUCUGUGUCUUUUUUAAAAUUAAUGUUGCAAUAUAUAGAUCUAUUUGACGACUUAAACAUAAAUGAAGAUAUGUUUAGUGAGUUGAUAGUUGAAUAUGGAUUCCAACGAGAAUUAUAUCAGAGUAUCAAAAGACUCAUUAAAAAUUCUGGCGGCAAAACUGUACCUAAAAUCAAAACUGGCAUGAAUCUAUUCCUUAAAUCAUUUUCUCUAUUAUCACGCCACACAAAAUGUCUAUUUCGUGAUUUUAUGUUAUCUGACAGGCCUCCUGAUACGAACAUUAAAGCACCUACUUUCGAUAAUUGGUCAGUAUGGCCGUUUGAAUAUAAUCAACGACUUACUACGCUCUGCAAUCAAAUAGUUUUUACAGCAGAAAUAAACAGCCAAAUGAACGAUGAUAAGUCGAAGUUAAUAAUUAAAAACAAGGAGGAAUGUAUUAGAUCUAGUGAUAUAGACGCUCUUAUUGAAUUAUCAAUGGUUGCAUCUUAUUUUAUGCUUGACAGAUUAUUAGAGGACUGUAUACAUAAUAAGGGCGAAGGAAUAUUAAUUCUUGAUAUUUUACGUGAAAUUGGAUCAUUAUGUUGGUUCCGCCAAACCUCAAAAUCUCCAGCUUUGAUGAUUAAAGUAAUUCAAUACAAAUUAUCUUCACUUGAUGGAGGAACUUUGUGUUUUAACUUACAAGAACAAAAAAACUUGAUCGAUUUUCUUAUGCUUGCGAUGACGGGCAAUACCACCAAGAAACCUGUGGAGUUAACUCUUAUUGAUAUAGGAGAAUGGAACAAUAAUAACAUUCUAAUUGAUGUCAGAGAAUAUAUCAAGUAUUGUGUGAUGCCUUACUUAAAGAGCUCAAACUUGAUUGGAAGGAAAAUUACUUUGUCUAUAUCACUUGAUAUUCUUAAUGCCCUUUUAUUUCAACUAACUCCAAUGUUACCACCAGCUGAUGUAAGUUGGUUAAUGAGGUCAAAUCCCUUUUCAUUAUUGAAAUCUAUUGUAACGUUAUUCAAUCGGCGUAAAGAAAUGUUUUCCUUAGUAAUAAACAAGAUAGAUAAUAUAUAUAUAGUGUCUAAAAAAUUGAUAGAAAUAUUGGCGGGGUGUAUUUCAUCUCUUCCAGAAGAUUAUGUUCAAUAUAAUAUUCACAAUUCAGAUACCUAUUCGGUUCGUCAGUUUUAUGACGAAUCCCAGGAAUUUGAUUGGACUACACAACUUUUUCUCCGGAACUUAUUUGAAAUGUGUGAAGACCGAUUAGGAUUAAAGAUAGGGAAACCUAUUAUACCUGCAGUGCUUUUUUCCUUUUGUGAUUUAUCCAAAGAAGAAUUUGUGAUAAUUGAGGAUAAUGAAAAUAUGUCAGAACAAACAACAGAAUUUAAACAAACGAUGGUGUUUUUAGAAGGUUGCAGAGUGUCGAAUGAUUGGUGCAAAAAAUUUAGUUUAGCUCUAAACAAGUCACAAGCUAUUACAAAGCCAUCUUUACGUAAUCUUUUCCGAACAACCGCACCUCUUGCAUUCUGUUACAUACUUGCAAACAGUGUUGAAGAGGAAACUUUAUGUUUGUUGAAUGAGCUAUUAAGAGAAUUGUUUUUUUACGGUUGUCUGUCAGCCGCUGAAUUGUUAAUGAUUGAUGAUAAUGAUAAUGAAUUAAAUGAAUUGGCUACUGCUGACCUAGCAUUUGAUGAACGGAUAUCAUUAUGUUGUUUAAGAUUUUCAUUUAUUAAUAUCUUAGAAUCAUUACACUUUCUCAAGGAACAGCAAGAAAAAAGUAAUAAUUCAUUGGAGUAUGAACAACAAUUUUCAUCAUACAGGGUUGUUACCGAUUUCCGUAUUAUACAAAAUAUUAUCAAAGUAACUAAGGAAUUCUUUAUAACACCUAAUUCUACGCUGAAUUAUUUGAUUGUAUUAUUCUAUACUAUAACUCAAGCGCUUCCUCUGUUAUCUUUUUCAUUCAAAGCUGAAGAAAGUUUAUAUAUCUUUUUAUUAUUUAUUGUGGAUCAGAUUGAUAAUGCGCGUAUAAUAACAAUUCAAGAAGAGAAAUCAUCAACAGGAAUCGUGGUUGGUAAUACUGAUAAUGGAUCUUCCAGCAACCAAAAAAGUCGCAAAAAGAAAAAAAAAACAGAGAAACAUCAAAAAGGUAAUCAAGAAUUGGAGCAACAAUUAGAACAAUUAACAAGAGAAAUAGAUACAACAGCAAUAAAAGCAGAUGAAGUAUAUAUAGAAGCAAAUACUAAAAGAAAUCAAACCGUUAGGUCAGUAACCAUUGAAUAUUCUCAAUGGCAAGAAAAACUGUUAGCCAAAGGUUCUAAUAAAAUAAAAAAUAAUGAAUUGGGAUGGAGAUUCACAGUAGCAAAUGCAUUGAAAAUUCGAGAUGAACUUAUUGAUCAUGGUAAAUAAUGAUUGGUAUUUUAUAAAAGUUUAAAUAGUAAUUUUUACAAGAUAGGUAUUUAAUGUAAUGAAUCAAAAAAUUGCUGUAUUUGAUAUUUAUCUACAAUAAA